Messenger RNA from Solenopsis invicta (red fire ant), 11984 nucleotides. RefSeq names its product mothers against decapentaplegic homolog 6 (gene Dad). Gene Ontology annotation, biological process: transforming growth factor beta receptor signaling pathway; cell differentiation; regulation of transcription by RNA polymerase II. Gene Ontology annotation, molecular function: I-SMAD binding; transcription regulator inhibitor activity. The record is from RefSeq and is a predicted model, not a curated record. Gene Ontology annotation, cellular component: heteromeric SMAD protein complex. Lineage: Eukaryota; Metazoa; Arthropoda; Insecta; Hymenoptera; Formicidae.
UGUUAGAGUGUUGUCGUCGCGGCGGCGGUGGUGGUGGUGGUGGUGGUGGCAGCGGUCGUCGCCGUCAUCGUCGUCGUCGUCGUCGUCGUCGUCGCUACGCGGUACCGCCGGCGUGGUGGUCGUGCCGCCGGCAUUGGCGACGGCCGCCCGAGCGUCGGAUCGCCGCCAACGGGAACGGGCGCGACGUUAUCGCGUUUUUCUACCGCGAGUAUCAUCGAAAUCGGACUCCUCCUGCUGCCGCUGCUACCGCUACUGCGGCUGUUGUCGCCGUGGCCGUGCGACAACAACAACGACGACGACGACAACAACGUCGUCGUGCCGCUUACCGCUGCAUUUGGCGCGUCAACAACAGCUGGCGAGAACAGUCGCGACGUUCGUGGUGGCGGCGAGCUCCUCCUGAAGGGGAGAUUCUCGCGACGCGCGACGUUGCUGCCAGCGGGGGGUGUGUGUACCAACACACUUCACCUUCUCGCGCGCGCGUGUCUGUGUGUGUGUGAGUGUGUGCCGGGUCGCGCGAGGUUACGCGACGGUCGAGGAAAGUAAAGAAGGCCGCGGCGCCGCCGGCUGUCGUGCGUGCGUGCGCCGUCCGAUUCGUUUCGCGCUGCCCGCUGCCUCAUCCCCUUCCCUCCGUGUUUUCCCGUACGCGUGUGCGUACGUGUGACGGAUAAGAGGCGCGUAUACCGACCAUCUAUAUCAGUAGCAACCGCGUGCGUGUGCGUGCGCGUACGUGCGCGCGUGCGAUCGUCCGAAUCGUGCGCCGCAUGGUGCGUCUUAUGCGCCGUCGGACGACGUCGCUCGUCCACCGCGAUGCCGACAGUGGCUCGCGUUCCCGGUCGUCGCGCAGCCUGCCCACGAGGAUCCGUCGACGACGAUAGGAGACACGGCAACACGUGACGCAAGGUGGAGGAGGAGGAGGAGGAAGAAGAAGAAGAAGAAGAGGCGGAGGAGGAAGAAGAAGAGAAGGAGGAUAUUCCGCGGACUCGGGUUACGAGAGAGGUAAAUGAGAGUUCAAGGUCAGCCGGCAGCGCCGUUGUUGGACCCGAGCUCUUCAAGUUUACGCGGCCAAGAAACUUAUCCGUUGAAGAAGGUGGAUGCCGUGCCGUACCUCGGCAUCGUCGCUCCGCUUGCAAGUCGGAAAUAUCAUCGCGGGAGAGAAAUCCGCGCGCCGCUAGCCGGUCGGAGACAGAGACAGUGAGAGAAGAUUCGUGAAACGGAGCUCCGCCGCCGCGCGUUGGACUGUCACCCUAUUUCGGGACCGUGAUCCAAAGUGCGCGCGCGGGCAUAAGUAAAUAUACACGCUCGCUACGAACGCGUCGCGACGCUUGGUGUUUUAUGUGUGUGUGAGAGAGAGGGAGUGCGUGGGCUGCAUCAUCUGUGAUUUUUCGUGUGCGCCGAGAGGUGUUUUCCGUUGACAGUGCGUAUUUGAAGAGAAGAGAGAAGGGGGAGGAAGCAGCAGCAGUAGAAGAAGAAGAAGAAGUAGAAGAAGCGGAAGAACAGGAAGAAGGGUGCUCGAAGAGGGAGGUCGCGGCGAUUCCUCGUCUCUCCCUCCCGUCCCUUCUUCACCCCCGGCCCCCGUUGGGUCUCCUUUUGUUUUCCUACGGCGGCUACGUUGAAAAGGACUGGCCACCAAAUGCGCGUACCGCAAAUCCUGUUUCAUGUUGAUGUUUCUCUGGAGCAAACGGGCGGUGCUCACUAGACGUCUGCUCUCCAAGGCCAAAGUCCGUGGGGAGCAUGAAACCGAGUGUGAAGCUCAAGAGGAUUCAUCGUCACGUACGUUUCAUCGCACGAGCAGCAGCAACGCGACGAGCGGCGUCGCCGCCGGCUACGACAACAACAACAAAGUGACGACGACGACGACGACGACGACGACGACGGCGACGGGCCGACAAGAGAGCAGCAGAGUGGGUGGUUGCGGAAGGCGCAGCACCGCCUCCAACAGGCUGCACCAGGGUUGUUGCGGCGGGGACACGAGUCAGGAUGACGACGAGCAGCAACAGCAGCACCAGCAUCAGCAGCAACAGCAACAGGAUUCCGAUCGUAUGGUGAGGUGCAAGGAGCUGCUCAAGACGCUCAAGGAGAAUCAACUGGAGAUGUUGCUGAACGCCGUUGAGCACUACGGCGCCGACCUGGGCUCGUGCGUUCUCGUGCUGCGCCAGCAGCGACCGUCGGCCGUCGCCGAGGACUAUUCGUACGAUCAGCAGCACGAGCAGCCGCAACAAUAUCACAGCGGCAGCGGCUGCUGUAAUCGGCCGCAUCGUCAUCAUACCCGUCACUUUCCUUCGCGCCGCUAUCGUCACUAUCGGCAUCACCGCUCCAGCAGGCACCAUCGCUCGUCCUCCGUCGAGGACGAGGAGAGCUGCUGCUCCGCCUCGGAGGACUCCUCGUCCGCGGCCUCGCCGAUGAGGUCGGCGGCGAGAAACGGCAGCGGCGGCGGCGUCGUUGUGCCGACGAGAGGAUCGACGGCGUUCGACCCGCACCUGCUCUGCUGCCAGAUCUGGCGAUGGCCGGAUCUCGAACACUCCUCCGAGCUCAAGAGACUACCUAUGUGUCAUUCCGCUAAAGAUCCCGUAUACAUAUGCUGCAACCCUUACCACUGGAGCCGGCUCUGCAGAUCUGAGUCGCCACCACCCCCGUACUGCCUUAUCGCCGACAGACUGAGACCCGAAGAUCGCGCGCCCAGCGAAGGGGAUCAGCGUCGGUGCAGAAACAGCACGCCCCUGCCACUUCCCGGCUCGCUUACCACCAACGGAGAAGGUGAGACGGGGCAGAGGGAAUGGUGCACCCUGGCGUACUGGGAAUUGGGCGGUCGAGUCGGUCGUCUAUAUCCCGUGGAACCAUCGACGGUGAACGUCUUCGAUUCUCUUCACGACGGCGACGGCCUCUGCCUGGCGACUCUGGCCGAGAAUCACAUUGCGCCGCCCGCGGUCCAGCGUACGCGCAGCAAAAUCGGCCUCGGGCUAACGCUCAGCCAGGAAGCGGACGGUGUAUGGGCGUACAAUCGGUCGGAGAGCCCGAUCUUCGUCAACUCGCCCACCCUGGACGACCCGGAAUCCAGGACACUGCUGGUUUAUCGGGUACCGCCAGGUUUCUGUCUCAAUAUCUUUGACCGCGCCAAGAUCAUGCAGCUUCCAUAUGGCGGAGGCGGUGGCGGCGGCGGCGGCGUUGGUGGUUGUGGUAGUGGCGGUGGCGGUGGUCAAGCCGCCGGCUUCACUGCCUCCGGCCCCGUCGACAUUAACUCCGUCCGCAUCAGCUUCGCCAAGGGCUGGGGACCCAAGUAUUCGCGGCAGGAGGUCACUUCCUGUCCGUGCUGGCUCGAGGUGCUCCUAGCGCCGUGUAGGUGAUCAUCUUCGAGGCUGGCCGGGCCGAAGAGGUAUCGUCAAGUCUCGUCCUCAACUCGCGCCUCCUCCUCGUCGUCGUUGUCGUCGUUCUCGUGGAGGUUCGGUGAUAAUGAUGCGGCGACCGUGGCCUUUAGCUCCGUCCUAGCGAGAGCUGUGUUAAUAAUAAAUGCAUAAAAAGAACACGUGUGUGUGCGCCGGGGGCGAUUCUCAGCGGCGCGUGUCUCGGGGUCGCCCCAACAACCCCAGCAGUCUUACCAAAGUACACGCCGUUAAAGUAAUACGUUUAGGAACAACGUCGCGUUCCGUUUUCGUCGGUAGAACGAGAGACGGGAACGAACGGAGAUCGAUCGUUCGCGAGCGUGUUCAUCGAGCGCGUACGAACGGAGAGAUCAUCACAUCGAGACUCACAUGAAUGGGACUUGGGAUUUUUACGAAGCGUGCGUUUUAUUCGUAGUUCUCUCCCCUCCUUAAAAAUUUUGUUUUACUCUCUAUUCGCUUAGACGUCGAUGCUACUCUCGAGACUCCCGUAAGAAUUUCCGACGGAGGAAGCGGAGAAGGUCGGGCUUCCGGUAGGUCUAGUCACUUGCGUUUAUAAUCUACGCGCGUCGGCUCGCGAAUUCGCGCGCGUGGAUUCUGAAUUCAGCAUGGCAGGGAAAAGUUUUAGUCUCGUAAGGAUGAAGCAUAAAGCGAAGAGUAACAUCGACGAAACGAAGAGAAUAGACAGUACGCAGAUAAAAAGUCGUUUUUAUGUUGUCAGUUGUUCAAAAGGUUCAGAGAACGGUGGAAAUUUAAUUUAAUCUUCCGCAGACUGUCCUAUUUUUCAUUGUCAGACUCGAGUUGUCUAGGAGGUUAUUGAUAAACGAUUGUCUUUUUUCAAAAGUUUUCAAGUUCUAAGAAAUCUGAACAAAUUUCGGUAUACUCUUUUAGGAAUAGAAUUGUACAAUCGUACGAUCCUUUCUACAUUUUUUUGUACACGUCCGAAUUUGAGAUCAAAUCGGCAACGUGUACAAAAUUGUCCGAUGGAUUAAUGAUCCUAUGAUUCAUGGAUUUUAGAUUAGUCUGCAGAUGAUUAAUGAUAAAUAAUUCAAAGGUGACUGACGCAUUAAACAUACAUAGCACGGGAAAUACUUGGAAAAAUUCUGAACGUCCAGCUAUUUCUCGAUAAUUUUUUAGUAAUAGUAUAUAAAGUUACAAACGGACUUAUCGUGAACUUUUUCGCACACCCGUUACGUUUCGUAGAACUUGUGUUACUGACGAGACGGAUAAAUUAAUGUUUAUAAGAAUUUUGUUCAAAAUAAUUAUGUGAGUUUGAGAUAUAUUUAAAUUAAUUGUGCAAUCUUUUACAAGUUUUAUAAAGUAAAUUUUUUAGGGUACUACUAUUUUAAGAGUGUUAACAUUCUUAAGAUGUAUAUAUAUUUCAUUGUACAUAUUUAACAUUUUUAAUUUAUGUUUUACGGUGUUACUGCACGAAACAUAAAUCAAGAGUAUAUACAAAACGAACGGAAUCAAGUAACGUAAUAUUAACUGAUCAGGUUUCGUUCGUGAAUUGAUUUUUAUCAAAUAAGAUUCGUAUUAAUAAUUAGAAUUAAACUUAUUUAUGAAUUUUAAUUUGAGAAUCACGUGCUCGCUGCAAUAACACAAGUUCUAUGGCGAGCUGUACGUCGUAAGGGGAUAGUAUUUAAUCAAGUAGUCGCGCAACUGAUCGAAAAUCGAAAGUGACGUGCCACGAGUCCCGGGUGUGUGUUAUCUCCGAUCGUCGUUCGGUGCUGUACAUACAUACGUAUAGUACAUGUACAUACACUGUGCCUUCCCAGCUUCCCUCCUUGGUGCAGCGCGUACUCUCGGGAAACAAAAGUGCGCCACGUGCCAAGCUCGUUUCGCACGAAAAAAAGAAAAAGAAAAAAAACCGAUGCCUCCUCCUCAUGCGGAGCUUUAUACUACAGUAAUACAAUGUACUGUGAUAAGAGUUCGACGCGAGACUUUUCUUUCUUCCCUUUUUUUAUGAUUGCGAAGCAAGCGAGCUUAACAAGAGAGAGAAACAAAAUAAGAUACGUUCGCGUAUAACAGUUUAAUUAACGGAGGAGACUCUGCACAUCGGAAAUGAGGACCGGGUAUCGCUGGUUUUUUGCGAGAAUCGUCUCUCGGUUUAAUCGUGGCAUAAUCGUCGAAACGUUUCGUCUUAUUCUUCUUCCCAAAAUGAAUAAUCCAACACAAUGUACGAAGAGUCACAGUACUGUAAGAUACUCUUAUCAGAAAGAUUGGUAAGAAUCGGUAAGCGGAAAAAUAGAAGAACUGGUUGGACUUGAACUUGGGAACCUUCGACUUUGAUCGGGAUUUGAUUUAAAAUCUGUAUCAGACACAUAUUUAUUACGCAUGUUAAUUACAUUUUGAUGUAAAAGGAUUAAAAAUAUUUUUUUUUGUAAACAAUGGUACCCAUAAUACACAGUGUUAUACACCACUCUUAGAGAACACUGGCAGUAAAGAGAAAUGUUCUUUAUGCUUAAUGGCACGAACGAAGUUGAUUCCAUACUCCAAUUUUUAUUUGGAAUAAUGAUUAUUAUUCCUCGAGGCACUUCCUUUAUUACAUUGCUUUCCAUUAUGCGUUCCCUACACUGAGGGCAAUGUUUAGAUCUGAAAAAAUUUUCCAAAAAUUAUAGAAAAAUUUCUAUAGGAUUUUAAAGGAGAUAUUUUUUUUUUAGUCAAUUGGAAUAUAUUUCGAAUAUUCAAAUUACCUUCUUAACGUAGAUUUUCUGCAAUUGGAAUGAAAUAUAUGUUGACACGUUGUGAUGUCCACGUUGUUGGAAAGGAGAAUCAAAUUUUUAUAGAUAAAGCAUGCAAUAACGCUCAUCUUGCAAAUUAAACCACAAGCAAUAACGGCUAUUCAUAUCAAGCUCAAUAAUUUUUUUGCUUGCCAAUAAUAAGAAAUCUUUAUUAAUAUUUCAAGUGUAUCCACUGCUAAUAAUGUUAUUCUUUUGUUUCUAUCAUUUCCAAAACAAAAUCUAACAGAUUCUAAUGGCACUCUUGAAUAAAUUUCACAGAUGUAAAAUUGGAUUAUCUGAGGUCGCGAGUUCGAUCCCAGGCAAUCCGCAUAUACGAAUUUUUAAUUUGUAUCUUUAAAGAUGUACGACUUGGGAUUUCUCUGGUCUAUGAUUUACAUUGACUUGUUAGCCGUGUGUUUUUUUAAAACACUUUCUGUAGGAAUUAUUUUUUCGUUUUUUUUGUAGGGAUUAUUGCAUUACGAUCGUGUUACUGCCUUUUUUUGUAUUGAAUAUUUUCGUCGUCUCUCUCUUUCCUAUGGUUGAAUAUUGUAUAUUUAUCUCAUUUCGGGUUCAAAAAAUUUUUGGGGAUUUUACACAACUCGAACAAACUUAUAGAUACACUUCAAUUGCAAGCUCAUACCACAAAUCUUGGACAAUGAUGAUGUAAAAUGAUCGACGAGACUAUAGACAUUUAUAUUAUACACAAAUGUCUAUGGACGAGACACGCGAUGCGAAUACGUUCCAGUUCCAAUUUUUAGUGAUACCCAUCUCCUGUUCUGUUUCGUGAAGACGAUUUGAUCGUUACACAAGUUUCAUAUGCGGAAUACAAAUGUUUGUUUGUACGUUGCCCCGCUUUUGAUCCUAUCUUCAUAUCUUUUGGCCCUUUCUAUUCCGGAUUCCCCAUCCUACUCGCAAUUUUUCCAUUUCCAAUUCUCUAGUUACAAUAUACCUUGGUGUACAAAAAUCCAACUCGAAUAGCCAUCUUACGUAGUCUAUCAUUAUUUUUUUAAAUUUAUGGUUUUUUGGCGGCGUUAUUAAAAAUUUGUAUAUUUUUAAAGAUAUACGGCUUGAGACCCCUGGUCAGGGUCUAUGAUUUACAUUAACUUUAAACUUUUUUAUUUAUCACAGUAUAAUUAAAGGCCAAAACGAGCAAGACGGUUGUUGAUGAAAUUUAAAUAAUUUAUUAGAAUCUAACAAGAUUUCGAGUGCGGUACGUUUCGGUCUGACUUGACCUUCUUCAGCUGCAAAAAUAACAUUAAACUGUCAUAAUAAAGAAUUUGCACGGUAUUUAACGCAUGUCAAAAAUCCACCCGUUGUGUCAUUAUGUGUAAGGGUGUACAUAGUUGAUUUUUUUAUUUAUAUGUACGCCAAUUUCUAUCAACUUUUGGCGGAUGUUAUACAUCUUUUUGAUAAGCCGGGAUACUUUUUAUAUAAAUUAUCAUCUGUUUUUUCACUGAUUGUUUUGGUCGCCCUCAUGGGGUUUUACAUAAUUGAAACAAAGAUCUAAAAUUUUCCCCUGUAGUUUUGCACAAUUUGAGAUUGUUCCUGCCGAAUAGUCCCUCUUAUUGCAUUUGCAGUAAUAGAUAAUGCAAAUUCAUCUGAGACACGUAAAAGUACUCAUGUUAUUCAUAAGUUUUGUUAUUCAUAGUUAUUCAUAAGUAUAGAUAUUGCCAUGCAUGACAUAGAGCCACAUAUCAUACCUCAUUCGAGGAAUCUCACGUGGACAUCAUGAUAUCUAUAUAAUGUGUAAGGUCCUUAGGAUGGAUUUUGGAGUAGCCUGAGGUUAUUCGAAGUUCAAGUCACUCUCUUCACCAUUCAGUACACAAAAACACUGACUUUAUUUAACUAAAAGACUUCCACAAGUACAAUGAUCAGCAAUACUGUUAAUUAUAAAUUUAUUUUCCUUGCCACGCGUUUAACUUUACUUUUACCGAUACUUGAAUCGGGGAAAGCGUGCGGCGGGCACGUAAAUCUGAGGGCUGGUGGAGCACGUGAAACUCGGAAUCUUCUCUAUUAUCAGCUUAUUUCGCUUCUUCUUCACUGUCCCUUUUUACUGUUUCACUUUUCACAAUUUUCCAAGCGCCGGUAGCCCUUUUCCGCUCCGGUCACUCCACUUUACUUUUUACUUUUUACUUUUUACUCCAAUUUCCUCUCUUGCUCCGCCAACUUUGGUGAUACGUACUCCCUCUUCGGCUUCUCGCACUUAUUCUCUUUGAUUCAAAUUACCGCAACGAGCUUUUCGACGCUCUGCGCCUUCAUCCGCUAUUCUUAUCACCAAUUACUUUUAUGAGAACGUUGACUACUAUAUCGAUAUUUAUUUCGAAAUUAUCUUACAGUACACUAAGCUGAGUAUCUUACAGUACUAAGUGGAUCGCAAGAUCCAAUCACCCCGUAAACGGAAAUGGAUUUAAAAGGAGUGAAAAUUUGUAAUCCAUUUUAAUUCAUUUGAAUACAUUUUGGAUUAAAAAAUUGCAUUUACGUUUUUUUUAAUCCUAUGUCGUAGAUUUAACUGGAUUGUGCAACCCACGAAAAUUUCUUUUGGAUUCAGAGAAUAGAAAUCACUUCAUUUCAAUCCCGUUUCAUGGGAUUCUAAUGGAUUAUAUGGCUCGUAAAACUUUUUUAAUUGAAAAAAAUAGGAAUCCAGUAGCUUCAAUCUCACUUCAUGGAUUAAAAUGGAUUCAAGGAGUUCUUUUGAAAUAAAUUAAAAAAAUCAAGAAGUUGGAUUCGGUAAUAACCACGCGAAUCCAUUUCAAUCCAUUUCCGUUUGCCGGGCACUAGCUUUCUUGGAAACGAGAAGCUUUUUCGGUAAGACAAAGCGUUGCGACUGAGAUGAUUGAUGGCUUCUGUGUUGCUUUUUUUUUAAUCUGCUGGACGUCAUUAUGCACACCUCCGGUUUCCGAUAGCAGAAGGCUAUCGUGUGUAAUUAUGUUUUCUGCAUCGCUGUCAAUCUCGCCGACAUUCUUUAUACUGCUCUGCCUUUCGUCUUCUUCGGAAUGUCUGUAGAUACAAAAGCGUUACUUGUAAAUAAAGUGCGGAGAGACCCGCGGGGUCUCUCGAUGAUUUUUGGUGAAUUUUUGUAGCGUUGUGAAAAGUUUAUCGAAAGCACGAGUCUGCACUCUGAUCUAAGUGAAAAAAAAAAGCUCAGAGGUGAAUAAUGUAAUAUACAUCUUCGACAGAGUUUUUUUUCUAUUAAGAAAGACUAAAUACAUCUGUUACGUACGUUCGUAAAGUGCUUGAGACGUUUUUGCAUUUCGACUGAAACAUAGAUUCAUCUGAUGUAUGGAUUGUCUUCUUCCACUCUACCUCUUCGUUUUGCGUUCUUUUUCCUUUCGCGCCCCUCGCGCUUCGUCGUUUCAUCCUUGGUUUUUUUUUACAGUUUGCCUUUUCCAUCUUUCACUUAAUCUUGACCCCUUGCCCUUUACUUUCUCGAUUCCUGCGACGCAAUCGACAGCGAACUUUUUCGUCUACAAAUUCGAGAAUACAUUUCCUUAUUUCCAAAUUAUAUAUAUAUUUUUUUUUACUAAUACUUUUUUAACACGUAAGGUAUUGUUGAUCCCAUAUUUUUUAAAUGUAAAAGUUAAUCUGUAUCUAAUAUGGAUUAAUUUACCAUUGCCUUUGUUAUCUCGUAACGCGAGGGAGAUUGUUACGUCGGCAAAUGACUGUUUAUCUGAGGCGCGUCAAGCAAGACUGAGCUUUUUCGAUUAAGAAUAAUUUAUUCUUACGCCUACCCGUUGCGAGAUUCGUCUCAAACGGAACGAUUGGCUUUCGCCAAUAAAAGAGCCGGCCACUUGUUCGACGAGUUACCGUUUCUCUUGGGCGACGCGACGUGCCAUUAUCCAGUAGUAAUAAUAACGAGAGAGUAAUAACACUAAUGUUAACGACCGAACGACAAUUAGAGCUGUUUUCUAGCGUCUACUAAUUCAUAACUGCUAUCGGCCGACCGACCACUCCACGUGUCUGUGGGCUAGGUUUAAAUAAUCUUUAAACCAUUAUUAGACAUGCAAUACGAAAGUUCCUCGUUAGCGAGAUUAGAUGCCUUCGAGUCGCGAGUCUCAUCUAUAAUUGACGGUUUAUCAUCGCGAUCCGAGUUCGAUAAAAAAGAAAUUUCUUCGCACGGGGAGGAAAACAUAUACGUGACAAUAAAGCAGGAGGAGAUUGCCGAGCGGGUUUUCUGUUUCGUGAAGAAAAUAUUCAGAGAGGGAGAACGGAGGCAGAACGAACGACGAGCCAAAGGUAAAAUUGCGCAAACGAACGAAUGAAGGCAGCUGAUUUCCUUAUAAGGACCCUACGUCUGUGAAACAUAGUGCCUUUAUAUAGCCGUUCACUGUUACAUUUAAUUAGUGUUUAGAGCGAGGGAGACAAUUAGCGAUUAUCACGCGUAAAUCGGUAAAUACUACUGUUAUGGAUAAGUAUUGUAAGCGCUUCAUCGGCAUCGGUACGGUAUUACUGCCCGUCUUCGAAAGGGAAAUGAAACGGGGCAAGAGGGAGCCCUCUGCUCGUGUACGUAUCUUUCCUCCUUCCAAACUUGAUCCUCUCUUCUCCUUUCUCUUCAUCGUAAAGAGUCCUGAAUCAACGAUAUACACCGGAUCGACUGAACUUUGAUAAAAAAAAAAAAAUUAAAAAGGAAAAAAGAUUUUUCGACGUACUUAGACGAAUUCCUGCCGUGUCCUACGUUCUAGGGUUGCGCUUUGCGCCCGUUAGGAUGUAACGAAUAAACAAAUAGUGCCUUACCAAGAGAUACUGUGCUUUUCGAAAGUUCAAAUAAUCGGGGAGUAGAGAGACGCGCUUUAUAAUACGAACAGCUUUUAGAUUUUUCCUGAUCGUGGAUACGCGCACCUCGAAUUGCGUAAUGUCGUCAAACUGAUAAAAAAAAAAAAAAUUUUUCUUCGCCAUCGCAGAAGACUUAUCGAUGUCGAUCGUCUCUUGGCGCUUUUAAGAUCGAUCGAUUCCCACCGGAAAUUGGUAUCGCAACUUGUCGACGAAUUUAGAAAUUGUUGGAAAUCUAAAAGGAAGAAAGUGACUCGAGAAGAAAUAUUUCUAGUCGAUUAAGAAGAAAAAUUCUCGAAAAUCCUAAAUACGAUAGUAAUAUUUGGAAAAUACUGAUCUGAACAUGAAAAUAAGGACUCUAUCGGAGUAAAAAGUCUUGAAAUAUUAAUUAUACAUUAUUUUAUCUUUUGCAACAUAAUUUUGUUAAUCGUUCGGUAGUUUCGGAAUUCGUCGACGCAGACACGCGACGAUUACACCGUCGCACGGCGAUCAUUUUUAUAAUAUAAUUUCCGACUUGGAAUCGAGUCACGACAAGAGCGGAGAUCGUUAUUUCGCUUCAGUGUUCACCGAUAACGUAAACGUUAUCGCUGAAAGAGCUUUCGAUUAGGCACCGCGACUCCUCAUUUUUGAAUCACGCGCAAUAAAAUAUACAACAAAAAAAAGUAUAUAUAGAUUAUAUAUAUAUGUUAUACGUAUAAUCGGUGCGGAAGGAGAAUGCACAACGAAGAAUCGAAAUAAAACAAACGCUGCUGUAUAUAUUGUACAUAAGGUGUGUACGCACGCGCGCGCAUACGCAUAUAUGUAUAUUAUACUAUGUAUAUAUUAUGUAUUACAUCGUUGGCGACGACGAUAAUAGUAAUAACGAAUGGUAGUAACGAAUAAUAAUUAAAGAAUGCAGGUACCGAGAGUAAGUGCGAAUAGUGUAACGAAAUAACGAUAUUAUUAGGUAACUCCCGAGAACUCAUAAUAUUAUUUUCAAUAUCAUUGUAUUCGAUUCCGAAACGAGAAGCGUAAAACGCUUACCGAGCGAACGUGAUCGUGUAUCGAAGAUCAAGGAAGUUCUCUCCACUCAUUUUUACGAAAAAGAAAUAAAACAAAUAUACGAAAUUGCAGAUUUGUA